This is a messenger RNA of Homarus americanus (American lobster), 1744 nucleotides long. RefSeq names its product protein O-linked-mannose beta-1,2-N-acetylglucosaminyltransferase 1-like. Gene Ontology annotation, biological process: protein O-linked glycosylation via N-acetylgalactosamine. Lineage: Eukaryota; Metazoa; Arthropoda; Malacostraca; Decapoda; Nephropidae. The record is from RefSeq and is a predicted model, not a curated record. Gene Ontology annotation, cellular component: Golgi membrane. Gene Ontology annotation, molecular function: beta-1,3-galactosyl-O-glycosyl-glycoprotein beta-1,3-N-acetylglucosaminyltransferase activity.
AGUUCUCAUACAAUUGGUGCAAAUGACUGGAGGAGCACAGACACCUUUCUAUGUCAGGCUGGAUGGUGAUUGUCCUGCUACAGAAGACCUUGCUCGCCUCUUUGGUAUCCCCUUCAGCAAAUACCAGACCCAAGAGCAUGAAGACAACAACAUCAGCAUCACGCAGCUCAUCGCCAUCGCUACCAGGAGUGCUGUGAAUGAUACCUUCAGCUGGUACCCUCAUGCAGACAAGGUCAUCUUUUUGGACGAUGAUGUGUUCCUUAGUCCAGGUUUUCUAUGGUACUUCCAGGAGACAGCACGACUCAUGGAUGACGACCCCACAAUACUGGCUGUGUCGGCGCACAACACGUUCUCCUUCCCUGGCCUGGGCUACGACCCCUCCAGACUUCUCCGGGGAGUCAUGCCGCCUCAGUGGGGAUGGAUGGCCACGCGGAGAUUAAUAAAAGCCUGGGUCCCUGAAUAUUGGGGUGACUGGGACUACUGGGUGAUGGCAUUGUCACGGUCUAAGGGUCUGGACGUUGUGUUCCCCGAGGUGUCUCGCUCCUUACACGCUGGCAGUAGUGGCACCCACAUAGACGGUUACAGCCAGGCAAUGAUCUUCAGCCGUCAGUCAGCCAUCGCCAGUAUCACGAACCUCACGGACGUUGACGGGCUACUACGGGAAGCAUAUUCAACAAAGCUGGCUAGCGAUGUGGCUCGGGCAACACCCAUCACCUUAACCUCACCUAAGAACUGUGGUCCCAAUCUUAUCCCAGCUGGACAGGAGGGGCCAUUUGUCAUGUUCUUCACCGAUGAACGAGAACAUUAUGCUGUCUUUCAGUGCUUGGGGAUGUAUAGUGGAGACCUCCGGGGUGAUUUCGAGCAUGUGCAGCAGCUGAGGGUGAACGGCCAGGUGUUGUACCUGGUUGAGUGUCCACAAUCACCACACUGUGUAAAGAAACCCGAUAACCACACAGCCGUCCCCCACAAUGAUGAGCUAAUGGAAGCUAUCUCGGGUGUCAAUAUGUUCCGUAGAAGUCGUGAGCUGAGAACAAGCUUCAGGGUGAGACGGCCUGCCAGAAAUAUCCUAGAAGAGGUACAACUUAAGAAUAUUAUCACUGGCGUUGCUGUAUUAGGUUUGGAUCUUUCAUCUUUGUUCCUGAAUAAAGGGAUGUUGAUGCCCCUUGAGAUUAAGAAGAGGACUAAUGAUGUUGACAGAGAGGAAGGCAUUAUGGAUGAUGCAGAUUCUGGUGGUAGUAAACUGUCCAAGAUUUAUAACACUGCCUCUGGGGAUGUUAGUCAUGAUGGCUACUUGGAUCUGGAUAAUAUGAUAAAUAAUGAAGUAUAUGUGAAGACUGAUAAUAAUAAAGAAGAAAUGGCUAAUAUUAAAAAUGGUAAUCACAAGAAACACCCCAAUUUGAAAGCCAAGGAAUAUUUAGCAGCAAACACCUAUGACAAAAUGAAAACUAAUUCUCUCCAACGUGUAGUAAAACCUCUCCAAACUGUGAGAAGUCAGAAAAUAGUGAAGGGAAGGGGCGGCCUCUCUUACACAUAUUAUGAAGCAUGUGUCGUCCUUCCCUGUUUUGUGUCUGACCCACUGCUGGACCAUCGGCACUUCCCUCAUCUGCUGGGCGUGGCGGCUGAUGUGGCCCAGAAGGAGAGCAGGACUUCACACAACACAUCCUUGGAGUUCACUGUUCAGGAUUACAAUGAGAAUCCCUACUUGUUCAAUUUUUUCUUGAAAUAUAAUUGAGGUGAAGUUCAA